Chondrus crispus (carragheen) is the source of this 222-nucleotide messenger RNA. RefSeq lists its product as hypothetical. The transcript has a single exon. Bases 1 to 222 code for a protein of 73 amino acids. The record is from RefSeq and is a predicted model, not a curated record. Lineage: Eukaryota; Rhodophyta; Florideophyceae; Gigartinales; Gigartinaceae.
AUGGUUUUCGUCCCGAUAUCUCUGCGUACCAAGAAGGGGAAUUGCACAGUCCAGACGACGAUAAAUACAUUUUUUAAGCAAAGCACAGACAUUCUGAGAGAUGCAGGUCACCGUGACACCGUUAUGAUACGGUCUCCGGAUGUGAAUAACCUCCGCAAAUGGAUACGGAUUACGUCCACGGAGCGUAUCCAUAUCGAGAGGGUUCACUGUAGUACCUCAUGA